AAUCUGCAGUCUGCUCUGCAACUGCAGCAAGUUGUACGCGAAUAGUUUAAACAGAAACUAUUAUUUUGUUCGUUUUCCUGAAAUUGUUCCUUAAACAUGGAUUCGGAUGGUUUACCUAUCGUGGGUUCUGGUGUUGAUUAUUCAAAAGUCGAUCCUUUGCAUCAGAAACGAACACUAACAUUUCUUAAUCAUUUUCUGAUUCGAACCACUUCAUUUUUAAAUCAUUUCUCUUCUGUUUGUGAUGAAAAGCUAGAAAAUUUACUGAUUCGAAUACAGAGGUUAGAAGCAUCAAUGUGUAUUCUUGAAGCUAAGUUAGCAUCAAUACCAGGUUUGGAUGAUGUGUCUGAUGCUGAACCUUCAGAAACGGUUUCUAGUCCUCAACAAAAUGAAGCUAACAUUCCUGAGCCAUCCACUAUUCAAUCCACGCCCAAUGCAGAUCAGACUGCUCCUCCUCCUCCUCCUCCAUCUACUGAGCCACAGAAACCAGUAAAAACUGUUUCACAAGAUCCACGCUAUGCAAAGUAUUUCAAAAUGAUAAAUAUGGGUGUGCCUGUUGGUGCUGUCCAAUUGAAAAUGCAGGCUGAAGGUGUGGAUCCAGAAAUUUUGAACAAUCCUGAUGCUGAGGCACCACCUUUUCCAGAACCAUUGUCAGAUGAUGGUAGCAGACCUUCUGAUGAAAGUGAUUUUAGUGAUUAAUAUUGUUAACAAUUAUCUGUGUUAUCUAAUUGAAAAUCUUACCUUUCCCUGUGAACCAUUGUUGUUGCAAAAGCUGCAUUUUCAUAAUAAUUUUUUGAAUCAUUGCAUCUAUUUUUAGGUUUUUCUAUUGCUUAUUAUUUCAUAAUCAUUUUUUCCAUAAUUCUGAUAUUUAUUAACAAUAAAUUAUGUUGUAUAUUUAUUUG
Stegodyphus dumicola is the source of this 899-nucleotide messenger RNA. RefSeq names its product Coiled-coil domain containing 53 (gene CCDC53). Gene Ontology annotation, biological process: exocytosis; actin filament polymerization. Gene Ontology annotation, cellular component: WASH complex. The record is from RefSeq and is a predicted model, not a curated record. Lineage: Eukaryota; Metazoa; Arthropoda; Arachnida; Araneae; Eresidae.